AUGACAAAAAUCGACUCCCUCCGUCGAGUUUUCCUUCCAUGUUUCACCACCACAAACCACCGUACACCCACCACAGCACCCACCAUCAAGAAACGCCUCAGCACCUCCCUCCGUGAUGACAUCAUCAUUAUCAAUAACAACAACCCACAACAACAACUUCCGGCCGAUGAAAACCAAGAUCAAGAUUCCGACUACACAUCAUCGCCGUUCAUCAACCCAACAACCACCGUAGCCCCACCGCGUUCUUCCAAAACAAUGGUCAUCGGAACCAUCUUCGGCCACCGCCGUGGCCACGUGUACUUUGCCGUCCAACAUGACCGUCUGAAAACAAAGCCAUCUUUAUUGCUACAACUUUCUAUCCAAACACAAACUCUGGUCCGAGAAAUGCGGUCCGGGUUGGUCCGUUUAGCACUGGAAAGUACUCAUACACAAAACGGGUCGGAUCUUGGAUCAUGCCCACUUCGAUCAGUACCCGUUUGGACCAUGUUUUGUAACGGAAGGAAACUAGGAUUUGCUGUACGGAAAAAGGCAAGUGAGCCAAUCAGGGUGAUGUUGAAAUCUUUGCAGUCAACUACGAAUGGUGCAGGGGUAAUUCCUUCUAAUAAUAAUGGUAAUGGAAAUGGAAAUAAUGUGGGUGAGUUGAUAUAUAUGAGGGCUAAUUAUGAAUGUAUUGUGGGUGGGCCAGAUAGUGAAUCUUUUCAUUUGAUUAACCCUGAUGGAUGUUUAGGCAAUAAUCAAGAAUUAAGCAUUUUCUUGAUGAGGUCCAGAUGA
Erigeron canadensis is the source of this 771-nucleotide messenger RNA. Its product is annotated as protein MIZU-KUSSEI 1. Bases 1 to 771 code for a protein of 256 amino acids. Gene Ontology annotation, biological process: hydrotropism. NCBI's taxonomy places the organism in Eukaryota, Viridiplantae, Streptophyta, Magnoliopsida, Asterales, Asteraceae. The record is from RefSeq and is a predicted model, not a curated record. The transcript is spliced from 2 exons.